AUGUGACUGUGUGGUGUUAUCAGUCACGCCUCCAGUCAGGUGUUUGUUAUCACCAGUAAACCCCACCCUCACUGAUAACACCAUACACUCCCCCGGCCUCUAUCAGUCUUUACUCUGACUCGCAGCCCAUCAUGUCAGGCUACUCGCAGCAGGCGCCCGUCAACAGCCCAUCCACGCCCUCUGCUCCGCCAGCAGAGUCAAACUCCCACGGUCAACUUCAAUAUUCACAGCAGCCAUAUCCACCACAGCCAUAUCCACAACAGCCAUACCCACCACAGCCGUAUACCCAACAGCCGUACCCACCACAGCCGUACCCACAACAGCCGUACCCACAACAGCCGUACCCUCAACAGCCGUACCCACCACAGCCGUACCCACCACCAUACAUGCAGCAGCCAUAUCCCCGCCAACCACCGCAGCCGCCGCCACCAGGCGUGGGAGAACACCAGCGGGUAGUGGUCCACCCGCCACCCGUCAUCCAUGAGACCAUUGUUGUGGAGAACAGGCCUAGGCCUGGGGCAGGUCUCGGGGCAGGGCUCCUGCUGGGCAUGACCGCUGGAGGACACCAUGGCCGUCACCAUCACCAUCACGACCAUCACCAUCGCGGCCGUCACCAUCACAGACAUCACAGGUGGUGAGGCUAUAUCGCCAAUAGCCGCAGCGCCACCAUAUAUCUGAUGACGAUAUAACAUCAGACAAUGCGCGCUUGCUUUCACCGCACACACGAGCUGAUUCAUCAUAACACCUGCCACACAUACCAGCUAAUUCAUCAUAACACCUGCACCACACACCGGGUGGUUCAUCAUAACACCUGCCACACAUACCAGCUAAUUCAUCAUAACACCUGCACCACAUACCAGCUAAUUCAUCAUAACACCUGCCACACAUACCAGCUAAUUCAUCAUAACACCUGCACCACAUACCAGCUAAUUCAUCAUAACACCUGCACCACAUACCAGCUAAUUCAUCAUAACACCUGCACCACAUACCAGCUAAUUCAUCAUAACACCUGCACCACACACUGGGUGGUUCAUCAUAACACCUGCACCACAUACCAGCUAAUUCGUCAUAACACCUGCACCACAUACCAGCUAAUUCAUCAUAACACCUGCACCACACACCGGGUGGUUCAUCAUAACAUCUGGGCCACUUACACACCAGUUAAUUCAUCAUAACAUCUACACCACUUACACACCAACUGGUUGGUCAUGUUUACCAACACAGCCUACACCACACACCACACACUUGUGCCACAAAUUUCAAGUAACCAAUUACAUAUUAACAUAAAUAAACGACCAUAUAGGCCUACAACAAAUAAAUCAUGAGUGAUUUGUGACUCAAUCGUAUAGGGUCUAUAAAUGAUUUAAGACCAAUUCAAAUUUUGAGGGAUAUGCCUAUAACGGCUACAAACAAUAUAACAGCCUUUAUAAACAAGUUUCCAACAGAAUGGCAAGCAACCACGAAGGCCCAGACAAGGUCAAGUAGGCAACAUAAGGUCAUUAACCCUUAAGCUGCUACAGCCUUAAUCAUCAACAAGAUCCAUUCACGUCCUGACCGCAGAGGACCACAUUCCUCGGGCACUACCAUGAAGUCAAAUGAGCAUCCCUCUUGCAUACUGAGACCCGUGCAACUCUCCAUUGUAUUUGUAUUUGCAUACACGUCCGUGUCAUGUACUGUACGGCAGGAACGAAUAUUAAAGUCAAACCAAGUAC
Messenger RNA from Procambarus clarkii (red swamp crayfish), 1712 nucleotides. The record is from RefSeq and is a predicted model, not a curated record. Lineage: Eukaryota; Metazoa; Arthropoda; Malacostraca; Decapoda; Cambaridae.